AUGGAUAUGCACUGCAAGGCAGACCCCUUCUCGGCAAUGCACCCAGGGCAUGGGGGAGUGAACCAGCUCGGGGGGGUGUUUGUGAAUGGCAGGCCCCUACCUGACGUGGUGAGACAAAGGAUAGUCGAGCUGGCUCACCAGGGAGUGCGACCCUGUGACAUCUCCAGGCAGCUGCGGGUCAGCCACGGUUGUGUCAGCAAGAUCUUGGGCAGGUAUUACGAGACGGGCAGCAUCAAGCCCGGCGUGAUCGGCGGCUCCAAGCCCAAAGUGGCGACCCCCAAAGUAGUGGAUAAAAUCGCCGAGUACAAGAGACAAAACCCGACCAUGUUCGCCUGGGAGAUCCGGGACCGGCUCCUGGCCGAGGGCAUCUGCGACAACGACACGGUGCCCAGCGUCUCCUCCAUCAACAGGAUUAUCAGAACCAAAGUUCAGCAGCCUUUCCAUCCGACACCAGAUGGGACUGGGACAGGAGUGACUGCACCUGGACACACUAUUGUUCCCAGUACAGCAUCCCCUCCCGUCUCCAGUGCCUCCAAUGAUCCAGUGGGUUCUUACUCCAUUAACGGGAUCCUGGGCAUUCCUCGGUCGAAUGGCGAGAAGAGGAAACGUGAUGAAGUCCAGGUAUACACUGGUGCUGUCUGCAUGCAAAGAGGUGGAUGUUUGAAUCUAUUCUGGACUUUGAGUGGGAUGGGGGCCAGGGAUGUGUCUGAGGGCUCGGUUCCCAAUGGAGACUCCCAGAGCAGCGUGGACAGUUUGCGGAAGCACCUUCGUGCCGACACUUUCACCCAGCAACAGCUGGAAGCUUUAGAUCGAGUCUUUGAACGUCCUUCUUACCCUGAUGUCUUUCAAACAUCAGAGCACAUCAAAUCUGAGCAGGGUAAUGAGUACUCCCUCCCAGCUCUGACCCCUGGUCUUGAUGAAGUCAAGUCAAGUCUAUCUGCCUCUGCUAACCCAGACCUGGGGACCAACGUGUCAGGACCCCAGACGUACCCCGUGGUGACCGGUCGUGACAUGGCGAGCACCACCUUGCCCGGUUACCCACCCCAUGUCCCGCCAACUGGACAGGGCAGCUACCCAACCUCAACUCUCGCAGGAAUGGUACCUGGGAGCGAGUUCUCGGGGAACCCUUACAGUCACCCUCAGUACACGACCUACAAUGAGGCCUGGCGAUUCAGCAACCCCGCGUUACUAAUGCCACAUCCCGAGGCGCUGCACCUCCCACUGCUGCCGCUGCCUAUGACCGCCACUAGUUACCAUGGAAACCACAUGAAACUGCAGGGCGACAGCUUAGGCCUUCAUAUUGUACCUGUCUGA
Emys orbicularis (European pond turtle) is the source of this 1314-nucleotide messenger RNA. RefSeq names its product paired box 2 (gene PAX2). Bases 1 to 1314 code for a protein of 437 amino acids. Gene Ontology annotation, molecular function: DNA-binding transcription factor activity, RNA polymerase II-specific; RNA polymerase II cis-regulatory region sequence-specific DNA binding. Lineage: Eukaryota; Metazoa; Chordata; Testudines; Emydidae. The record is from RefSeq and is a predicted model, not a curated record. The transcript is spliced from 11 exons. Gene Ontology annotation, biological process: regulation of transcription by RNA polymerase II; anatomical structure development.